Molecule: messenger RNA, 276 nt
Organism: Schizophyllum commune H4-8
Lineage: Eukaryota; Fungi; Basidiomycota; Agaricomycetes; Agaricales; Schizophyllaceae
Exons: 3
Coding region: 1-276 (91 amino acids)
Cellular component (GO): mitochondrion
Source: RefSeq, a predicted model, not a curated record
AUGGCCUUCCUUCAUUCCAAACAGCCGACACUCAAGCAUUUUAUUCUGAGGCAAGAAGUCCUCAACUUUUAUCGCUAUGCUAUUCGCUGUACACGAGGAAUACCCCACCCGCAAGCACGCGUAGAGACCGUUGCAUGGAUUCGCUCAGAAAUUGAAAGGAAUCGCCACCUCAGUGACACGGAAUUGAUUGAAGACAAGUUGAGGAUAAUUCGACGCGAGGUCAAGCAGCUGCUGCCCGCUGCAGUCACCCUGCGCUCUCCAGGUCGUGGAAAGUGA